CUUUGUUACUGUUAGCUGAGCACAAGGAUGUUCAGGAUCGUGUCAGGGAGGAGGUCACCACAGUGAUGGAACAGUCUGAGGAGAAAUUGACUAUGAGGUCCUUGCAGAAUCUAUCGUACUUAGAAAGAUGUUUGAAAGAAACCUUGCGGCUCUACCCCAGCAUACAUUAUAUAUCGCGAGUCACUGCGGAAGAUGUGCAAUUAAGCAAUUCAUAUAUAGCACCCGCCGGAACAAUUAUACAUCUCAAUAUCUACGACGUUCAUAGAGAUUCCAAUUUCUGGCCAAAUCCCAGUGUAUUCGAUCCAGACAGAUUUUUACCUGAAAAAAUACAUAGUCGUCAUCCUUACUCGUACUUGCCGUUCAGCGCAGGACCACGGAAUUGUAUUGGUCAAAGAUUCGCUAUGUUGGAAAUGAAAGCCAUGAUAGCUACCCUUGUGCGCAAUUUCUACGUAGAACCUAUCGAUUAUUUAAAAGACAUGGAGAUAAUUGGUGAUUUAAUACUUCGACCUAACCACCCACUGAAUGUAAGAUUUGUUCCAAUAGAAGUCGUUUGAAGCACUUGCGGGUCCUAUGAAUGUAAGAAGCGAAUGCAAAUACAUCGCAAAAGUCAAAGAAUUGUCGAUUUAACAUACAUGCAUGUGUGUGCCAAUUUAAUAUUACGAUUUUAUAUACAUAUAAAUAAAUAGGUAUAAAUAAGUUGUAUCUGUAGAGGUUAACUUAAAUUUUAAAAAUGAAUUAUUAUAUUAAUUAUCUCAAUAAUAGAUAGUAGAGUUCCGGGGAGAUGUUAAGCUAAUAAACGUGUACCUCCGAAUGCGCAUUCUUAUGCUUUCUUCUCCGAAUGCGCAUUCUGAUGCUUUAACUGUUA
Molecule: messenger RNA, 865 nt
Organism: Odontomachus brunneus
Lineage: Eukaryota; Metazoa; Arthropoda; Insecta; Hymenoptera; Formicidae
Product: cytochrome P450 4C1-like
Exons: 4
Coding region: 66-554 (162 amino acids)
Molecular function (GO): heme binding; iron ion binding; oxidoreductase activity, acting on paired donors, with incorporation or reduction of molecular oxygen
Source: RefSeq, a predicted model, not a curated record